Orbicella faveolata is the source of this 1212-nucleotide messenger RNA. RefSeq lists its product as uncharacterized. NCBI's taxonomy places the organism in Eukaryota, Metazoa, Cnidaria, Anthozoa, Scleractinia, Merulinidae. The record is from RefSeq and is a predicted model, not a curated record.
AGCAUUUUUCCUGCUUUGUUAUUUUGAUCCUACAGAGUGUAUAAAAGGUUUUAUGGUCUUCACUGAGUCAGUUUGCUUAUAGAGCUGAUACUAGAAUCGAAACGCUAAGAAAAAUAGAAAGACUCAUCAUGAUGGACACUGAGUGUACAAUUUGCGAAGCAGAGUUUUGCAACCGGAUCAAUCAGACUUUUCAGUUGGGAUGGCAAGACUAUCGUUGUUUUCAGAUCGUGGAGCGAGCCACAACCCGCGGGACUCCGAAACUUCUAGACAGCAUGGGGUACACAUAUACCGUGAGAAAACGAGAGGCUAACUCGACCGCUUGGCAGUGUACGGUAUCAACAGAGGGUUUCCGCUGCCCGGCUGUACUAACACAAUGGAAUGAUGGCGAUUUCACAUUCAGCCGAAGAACCCACAACCACCGUUCAUCUGUUGCAGCCCUUAUAGUGGCCCGGAUCGAGUCUCGUGUCAGGGACGAGGCUGCUGCUGAUAUCUCCAAACCGGCAUCGAAGAUCGUCAAGCAGUUACUUCAUGAGGAAUUACCACAUGCACCUUGCCCAAGACUGCCACGGCCUAAACGUCUUGAGAAGAUGGCAAACCGCUUCCGUGAGAAGUUGCGAUUAGACUGUCUUCUCAACGGCGACCGCAAGAUGUAGCGUCUUUUAGUGAAGACGAUAGCAACAAACGGCUCCAUUAGGAGCCACCCAAUUUGAAAAAGUCAAUGGAUGAUCCAAUGUAUAUACUGCUUGCUGAGAAAAGAAAAGAAAAGAAAAGGUUUAUAUCAGAACUUCAAUUACAAAUUCGGCGCGCAAGGAUAGCAAACCACUUCCGUGAGAAGCUAAGACCGGCGGAAUGCGUCUGACCUCCUUAAGCUUUUAAAGCAAGUGAGGGAAAACAAAUCAACAAAUGACUCCUUUAAAGUUGGAAAAAGUAAAUGUUUUUUCUUUUUUUGGUUAAUGUUUCUAAUCGGACAGUGUAAUUGGACAGUAAGAGCGCUCUUUCUUAAACAGAUGGCCUUGAGCAGAUUCCUCGUGCUCUGCCUCUGGUAAAACCAGACUCUAUUGCUAAAACGUUUAGUUUUUAUUGAGACCUGGCCUUUAAUCAAUGGUUAUGGCCAUCAGAUUUUCUGACAGUUUUGAUUAAUUGUUAAAAAGUCUUCAUAUCGUCCAAUUUGUCAAUCACUCGGCAGUUUUCGGUUUCUCACUCGUAUUAUUA